AUGCAGCAGACACCAAGCUUCCUGCCCAUCCCGGGCGGCCAUAAGCCAUCUCCCCACCGCCAAGCUAGCUUUGGCACCGGUGGUGCCGAGGGCUCGUCGCGCUGGGGCGAGGGCGGCAUGCUGAUCUCGAGCACGCCACCUAACGCGUCACCCAGCUCGAACCCCCACAGCGGCUUCCACCCGGGAUCGUACGGUGCACCAUUAUCGUUCUCAGCCCUCGCGCUAGGCGCAACUCAGCCAGGCUCGUCACCGUACUCGAGCAGCAUGGCCAUGAGCAUCUCUCCCCCACGAUGGGGCGGUCCGGGCAGCCUUGGAGGCUUUGGCGGCGGCAGCUUCGUAGGCAGUGUCGGUGCGCUUGGCACGAGCUAUGGGCGGAACGCAGAUAGCCGCCAACGCGAGAUCGAAGCGAGCUUCGUCAAGGAUCUGACGUGUUGUGGGCGCCAGCUGUCGGGCCUCCACGAAUUGUUAGAACACUACGAGGAGGAGCAUGCCAACCUCGCGCCAGACAUGCGCAUGGCCGCCAUUAAUGCGGUGCAGUCCAACAGCAAUGGUGUCAAGCGUAGCUUCACGCCGAACACCACGAGCGUGUCUAUGAACCACAGCGAUGUGCCCGUCCUGCCAGGCAUGAUGGACAUGGACAUGGACGAGCCCUCGCCGACGCACACCGGCAUGUACCCCCAGGCCAGCGUCAACAUCAAUCUUGGAUCGUCGACGACGGCUGCGAGUCCGUGGGCAGGCAUCUUCCGCGGCGCAACCAACAUCCAUCCCCCAGCUUGUGUGCCUCCUAGCCUCCUUUCGUACGCUCCCCCACCACCAGCAACACCUGUCCAGCCAGUACCGACACCACCGCAACAGCCGCCCCAGACCCAGACUCCUACGACACCGACCCAAGCCCAACCGCAACUCAAGCUCUCGCAGGCCGAGAUUGAGGCACGAGUGUUCAAGAAGGCGGUUAAGAAGGCUGAACAGCGCGCAGUCAAGGAAAUCGGUAGCGAGGAAGACCCCGACGCUCCCACCGAGAAGCGCUUCCGGUGCCCAAUAGAGGGCUGCGGCAAGGUGUACAAGCAGGCCAACGGCUUGAAAUACCACCUCACCAGGAGUAUCAACUCUGGGCACGGCAACGUUGCGGCCAUGGGUGGGUUGCUGUCCCUGCUCGGCGAAGACAAGAUGUAG
Messenger RNA from Cutaneotrichosporon cavernicola, 1173 nucleotides. RefSeq lists its product as uncharacterized. Gene Ontology annotation, cellular component: nucleus. The transcript is spliced from 4 exons. The record is from RefSeq and is a predicted model, not a curated record. Lineage: Eukaryota; Fungi; Basidiomycota; Tremellomycetes; Trichosporonales; Trichosporonaceae. Bases 1 to 1173 code for a protein of 390 amino acids.